AUGGGCGACUACAACGACGAAUGGUCAUUGUUCCCCAACAAUACCGACUUCCACGCUACUACGAGCGACGAUAUGGUGACCGAUCUCACCUUGGACCCACCCAGAGAUCACAUCACACCCCCCGCCUCGAUCCACCGAAACCACUCGGUCGUCAUUCACCACGCACACGGCCUACCGACCCAUUAUCUUCCCUUCAGAUCGCAGGACGGACUUCCAGACUUAGAGCACCCAACGAUGCGCCCUGCAGGAUCUUCCCAGUGCGUCGCUACCAACUGGGUAGGGAACAUGAACACUCAAGAAGAUCCAUAUCUGCCAAUGCCAGGGCUUUUCGACCAUGCCCUUGACUACCAUGACCCAAACGCGCAGCAAGCUUUGCCGUCGAUCACAAACAGCCAUGUCUACCCGACACAAGCAUGGAACCACCAGAACAUGAUGCACGACCUAAAUAGCAGCUUGUUCGGCGAAAUUCCAGCUUACGCCUACGCCGAGCAGCAUGCUACCUCGCCGGAUGAGGACGAGCCACAUCUUGGCGCGGAGGCCGACGACGAGACUGACCCAGCUGACAAGUGCUACGCCAAGCUCAUCUGGGACUGUCUGAGCGAGGCAGACAACUACAGCCGCUCGCUCAAGGACAUCUACCAGUGGAUCAUGGACAACACUGGCAAGGCUCGAGAAGGUCCUGCGCGCAAGGGCUGGCAGAACAGUGUCAGGCACAACCUCUCAAUGAAUCAUGCAUUCGAGAAGGUACGCACUCACGGGCCGGGCAAGAAGACCAGCCUCUGGCGCUUGUCUGCUCUGGCUUUCAAGAAUGGCUGCGUGUGGUCUACGACCCGCUACCGGCACAAGCCUAACAAGCGCAAGAGGUCUCGCACCACGACCACAUGUCUGAAGCGACAGCAGUCCGGCGCGAAAGGCGGCAAGGCCACCAGAGAUGCGCAGCGUCGCCGGAAGCUCACCGAGCGCAGUCAUGGACCUACGUCGGCUGCGCGCAGCGUUGCCCGCCACAUGCAGCACCAUGCUUCUCAUCACGCGGAGUUCACCAACAGCCCGGACUCGUCAUUUGCCAACUCGGCGACGUCCUCGCCACAACUGAUGAUGCAGUCGCCGGCGGACCAGCAAUUCCUCGACUACCAUCAGCCUCAGUGGACUGACCUGCCACCGUCACAGCACCCAUACGACUACCCGCAACUGCAGAUGCAGCCGCAAACCUACUACAAGUACGACGAACCAGCGCCUAUCCCAGCUCCGGAAGAGCAGCACAACAACAGCUAUCUCGACCACAAAUGGCCAGGCCCACUCUUCGGCGACCAGGACUCCGACUACUCGUUUACCGACAACACCCCAGGCCUUACUCCCGACACAAGCUUCCAGGACGACGAUGCCUGGUUCCCCGGCGAUGAACCUCCUCACUCCAUGCCGCCGUACUAG
Molecule: messenger RNA, 1428 nt
Organism: Saxophila tyrrhenica
Lineage: Eukaryota; Fungi; Ascomycota; Dothideomycetes; Mycosphaerellales; Extremaceae
Exons: 3
Coding region: 1-1428 (475 amino acids)
Biological process (GO): regulation of transcription by RNA polymerase II
Molecular function (GO): DNA-binding transcription factor activity, RNA polymerase II-specific; RNA polymerase II cis-regulatory region sequence-specific DNA binding
Source: RefSeq, a predicted model, not a curated record